Messenger RNA from Aegilops tauschii subsp. strangulata, 1269 nucleotides. The record is from RefSeq and is a predicted model, not a curated record. NCBI's taxonomy places the organism in Eukaryota, Viridiplantae, Streptophyta, Magnoliopsida, Poales, Poaceae.
AUGGUGAAGAAAGCUCAGUACAAGAAAGAGCGCUUUCUGCGGCAAAAUGUUCUAAAGCUAUCACCUGAUGAACUUGUUGCUCUCGAAUCAGAAAUCAAGAAACUCAGUGAUGAAUUUGACGCAUACUGUGCAGAAUGGCUUGGAGCCAAAAUUCCUCAGUCCCCAGUCCAAACUGAAGAAAUGAAUACGGGCUCUAAUGAACCUCAAGCAUCUGUUCUUACCAUCCCUGAAGAAAUUCCAGCCACUAGUGGUGAUGUUAGUGCUGCUGAAGAAAUGGAGACCCAGGCUGCUACUGAAGCAGAAACUGAAAUUCCUCAGCCUGUGGCUCUUGAGACUGUGAUUCCGGAGGUUGUGAAGACAUUGACAGAUACACCUCAGCCCAAGCCAAAGAAUCCCUUCUCACAGAAGCCGAAGUUCAAAGCUGAUGAUUUCUUCCAUGAGCAUUGGUCAGGUAGUAGCCAUGCAUCAGUCACACAGUGGCCAGACAAUGGUCUGGCUCGGCCCGAUGCCCAGCCGGGUGGUACUGCCGCAGGCAGCGCUCCACGGCUCGCGGCCGUCGUCGCGCUCCCCGCGUUGGUGCUGCUCCUCGCCACCGCGCUCGCGCCUGUGCCGGACCACGUCCCAGCAGCUGCCGCCGCCGCACCUGCCUGCUGCUUCGCCCGUCUCCGCACCAGCACCGGCCCUGGUCCUCCACCUCCCGCGCUGCUCUGCCGGGCUCCGGAGCCGCUGGCCGGCUGCUCCCCUCCGCCUCGCCCGUGCGCCCGCUGGGCCUGGGCCGGCUGUGGCUCCAACCCUCGCCUCCGUUCCGCGCAUGCACGUGCGACCGACUCCUCCAGUGCCGCCCGUAGCUCCGGCCUCCCCCGAGGGCCUCCUCCACCCGGCUCCGCCGUCUCGUCAUGCAUCCGGGAACGUCCGGCUCCGCUAGCUCCUCCUGCACGCGCGUCCGGCGCCCGGCGCGAGCCAUCUGUUACUCCGUCGCGACCGCGCCAACUCGCCAGCCGGAUGCUCUGCCUCCACGCGCUCGCACCAGCUGUUGCCGCGUCCGCCACGCCGGCUCCGGCUUGCCGUCCCGGGCCGGCUGCUCCUCCGCCUGUCGCCGGCUCCCCCGCGCCCAUGGCCUCCCGCGCCGCUCCGCUGCACCACCUCGCGUCGGCUCUGCCUCGCCCGGCCGGCUCCGCCCCGCCACCCGGCCGGUCCGCCCGCCUGCCGGCUUCCGCUACUCGGCUCCCAUGGCCGGCUGCUGCGAACAAAAAGAAAACAGAAGAGUGA